AUGGGAGUGUGGAAUCAGACACGAGUGGUGGAAUUCGUCUUCCUGGGAUUCUCUGGCAUUCCAUACGGCCACAUCUACCUCUUCCUGGUAUUCUUAGCCAUUUACACGGUCACUGUGCUGGGGAACCUCAUGAUUUUUACUCUGAUUCAACUGGAUUCCAGCCUUCAUAGCCCCAUGUAUUACUUCCUCAGCCACCUCUCCUGCUUAGAUAUUUGCCUCUCCUCCGUCACAGUCCCUAAGAUCCUGGUGAACUUCUUGUGCCAGCGACAGACCAUCACCUACAACCAGUGCAUGGCACAGAUGUUCUUUGUGAUGUCUUUCACGGGGACGGAGGCUGCGCUGCUGGCUGUCAUGGCCUAUGACCGCUAUGCUGCCAUCUGCAAACCUUUGCAUUACUCCCACCUAAUGAAAUCCAAGGUGUGUACCGUACUGGCCUUUGCCACUUGGGUGUGGGGCUUCGUAGACUCCGCUUUCCAUACAGCUCUGAGCUCUAACUUAUACUUCUGUGGAGUCAACCAGAUUCAUCACAUCUUCUGUGAUCUCCCCCCAUUGAUGAAAAUUUCUUGCAGUGAUACACACAUCAAUGAAAUGGCCAUCCGCAUAGCAAGCCUAUUUGUGGGUGGGGGACCCUUCCUCUUCAUCAUCUUCUCAUAUUUCUUCAUCCUGUCCUCCAUCUUGCACAUCCGUUCUACCCAUGGCAAACGCAAAGCUUUUUCCACCUGCGCUUCUCACAUCGUUGUCGUUAUCAUUUAUUAUGGAAAUGCAUUAAUUAACUAUAACAGGCCAAGCGCUGGGUACUCCUUAGAGAUUGACAGUCUUGUUUCCACCCUCUUCUGCAUUAUGACCCCUAUGCUCAACCCCCUCAUCUACAGCCUUCGGAACAAGGAAGUAAAAGGAGCCUUGAAGAAGGUUGUAGAAAGACAGAAGGAGUCUAAACAUCACCGCGCUCUAAGUUAG
Molecule: messenger RNA, 957 nt
Organism: Eublepharis macularius
Lineage: Eukaryota; Metazoa; Chordata; Lepidosauria; Squamata; Eublepharidae
Product: olfactory receptor 5V1-like
Exons: 1
Coding region: 1-957 (318 amino acids)
Biological process (GO): G protein-coupled receptor signaling pathway
Cellular component (GO): membrane
Molecular function (GO): olfactory receptor activity; G protein-coupled receptor activity
Source: RefSeq, a predicted model, not a curated record